Molecule: messenger RNA, 2047 nt
Organism: Oryctolagus cuniculus (rabbit)
Lineage: Eukaryota; Metazoa; Chordata; Mammalia; Lagomorpha; Leporidae
Gene: NSL1
Product: NSL1 component of MIS12 kinetochore complex
Biological process (GO): mitotic sister chromatid segregation
Cellular component (GO): MIS12/MIND type complex; kinetochore
Source: RefSeq, a predicted model, not a curated record
AUGGCGGGGGCUCCUGAAGCUGUGGUGGUCGGACCUCCGCAGGACGAAGAGCUAGUGGCCGCCACAGCCAGCCAUGCUCCGGUCCCCGGCCCUUCCCGAGAGGACUUCCGGGUGCGCUGCACCUCGAAACGGGCCGUGACAGAAGUGCUAGAACUGUGCGGCAGCUUCAUGCAAAAGCUCGGAGAUGCGCUGCCGGAGGAGAUUCGGGAGCCGGUGCUGCGAGACGUGCAGUGGACUUUUGAAUCAGCUGUGCAGGAGAAUGUCAGCAUUAAUGGGCAAGCAUGGCAGGAAGCUUCAGAUAAUUGUUUUAUGGAUUCUGACAUCAAAAAACUUGAAGAUCAGUUUGAUGAAAUCAUAGUUGAUUUAACAACAAAACGUAAGCAGUAUCCCAGAAAGAUCCUUGAAUGUGUCAUCAAAACCAUAAAAGCACAACAUGAAAUUCUGAAGCAGUACCAUCCUGUUGUAUACCCAUUGGACCUAAAAUAUGACCCUGAUCCAGCUUCUCGUAUGGGAAAUUUGAAACACAGAGGAGAAAUCAUAGCUCAGGAUAUCAGCGAAGCAAUGAAGUCCUUGCCUGCAUUAAUCGAACAAGGAGAUGGAUUUUCCCAAGUUUUAAAGAUGCAACCUGUUAUCCAGCUCCAGAGGGUCCACCAAGAAGUCUUUUCUGGUUGUUGUAGGAAAUCAGAUGCUAAACCUGAGAGCUUCAUAACAAAAAUAGAAACCACACCACCAGAGACUGUGUCCAGGAAAACCUCUGAUGUGGUAUUGAAGAGAAAGAGAACUGCAGAUUGCCCCCAGAGAAAAUGGUAUCCGCUGCGACCAAAGAAAAUUAAUCUUGAUACAUAAGCUCUUUUUGUUUCUUUUAGGAUUUGGAAAUAGGCACUGUCAACAUUUAGAUUACAGUCCAGAGUUUGGACAGGACUUCACUUAAAACAACAAAUAACUCUUUUACUAGUGAUUCUCUGGAAUAUGAUGUCAUGCUGUUUUCAUUUCUCACCAUUGCAUCUGUAGUAGGUGAAAAGCGUAUAAAUAUUUUUUUAAUCUUAGCACUGAGCCCAUCAGUGGGCCUUAGAGUGCAAAGUUUUAUUGUCCUUGAAUGACAUUAACUCUUGACUUGCCUGGCUGCUUUUAUGGAAUUUCCCAAGCAGCACAUUCUGUUGUGUUUCCCUGAUAGACAUUGAAAAAAAAAUGCUGUGUAAUGUUCCUUAUUUAUGUGCUGAGAAGUAAUCAUUUCUACACAGUGGCAGAUACCUUUUUUUAACGUGCAGUUUGAUUAUCAAAUUAAUGUGCAGAUGACAAAGCUGGCUUUGGCUGUUACUCUAAUUUCAGCUAAUUUUGAUCUGUAGGAUUAAUUUUAGAAGUUUUUGUUUUGCUUUUAUAAGACAAUGAAGACUAUUAUCUGUGUAAGAAUCACUCAGAAAUAAAAAUUGGUAUGCAGCCUAUGUUUUCUGCUCACACUUUUAUUUUCUGUAGACCUUUUAACAUAAUUUGAUUUGGAACUAAUAGUUUCUUUUCAGGAUUUCUCAUCUAUUUCUUUAUAGAUCAAUCCACUGCAAAAUAUGUAUCAGAUUAAUUCAGAUUAAUACAUUGGCAAAUUGUCAUUAUAGAACAAAUGCAGUUAUACUGAACUAUUUUACAUUUAAUGAUGUUUAUAUGUAUAUCAGAUUUAUAAUCAUUGAUAGAAAUCUGAGAAAAUUAUACUUGCCCAUACUUCUAACAUUUCCCUAUUGCUUGUUAUACCUCAUAUUAUGUCUUUUACUCCUACAGUGUAGGCCGGGCCAUCUGAUUUACCAGUUCCGCCUUUUGAUGACUAUACUAACCUUCAGAGGAAUUUACUAAUCAUGAGGUGCAAGAUUUGUAACUUCUUGCUCAUUAUGUCUUAGCAGUCAUAAAUGUUCGGAUUUGUCAGAACAUCUGUCUCAGUGAAGAAAACUUAGAAAGCCACUUUAUUGCAUUUUUUUGCAUUCUCUGUUUUAAUGAUACAAUUUGAGAUGUGUAUAUUUGUACACAGCAAUGUGGUUUUUGUAAUUAAAAAUAUACAAAGUGA